Ochlerotatus camptorhynchus is the source of this 641-nucleotide messenger RNA. RefSeq lists its product as uncharacterized. The record is from RefSeq and is a predicted model, not a curated record. Lineage: Eukaryota; Metazoa; Arthropoda; Insecta; Diptera; Culicidae. The coding region runs from base 39 to 473 and encodes 144 amino acids. The transcript has 2 exons.
UCCAUCAGUUAGCAGUCAGAAUCGAAUCAGUCAAGACGAUGUUGCGCAUUGUGAUUGUUUUGUGUUCCUUUACUUGUUUGGCGCUGGCCGCACCGACUGUGCAUCUAUUUCAGCCAUCUCCCGAUGGAUACGAAGACAAUACUGAGCUCCCACUGAUCAUUGAGCCGGUAGCAGUAACAAUGAACCCUCUCGUAGAAACAUCUUAUGUGGAUCCAGUGAACGUGAAUUACUACCAACCGAUGGCAACCGCGAAUCAACAGCCCGUGCAACAACAGCCAUCCUAUUACUAUCCACCAACAUACUUGAAUACAUACAACCUACCUGGUUAUCAGCAGCAACCUUCGUACGAUUACCAGUGGCAGGGGCUACAACCGAUUCCACGGCAGCAACCAAUGUUUCAACCACCAAACACCAACGUUCUGCCUUGGUCCCAGACCCGGCACGUCGGUGGCUAUCAACAGCAUGGUUAUUGAUGUGGUAUCCGUUCCAGCUAUUUCGCGAACCAAUAGAAUUUCAUUCCCGCAAGUCUUGGCGAUUGUUACACAAAAGCAAACACUCGUCAAUUAUCCUUCAUACAGCUCUAAUUUUACGAAUGAAAUCACUUCAAAGUCCAUUUAUCCCUCCGUUAGUGUUCAUCGGGG